GCAUACUAUGGUUGAGAGGCGGUGACCUCAUCGUCGUCGCGAGGCGGAGCGAACCGCUGCAACUUUUAGAUGAACUUCUGAUUUGAACAAACCGAGAGGCGGUCGGCGGAGUGCACGUCAACAACAGACGCAAAAGGUGAACAGAUUCAGAGGUUCUCUGCUGCUUAGUAUUUACAGCCGGUUCGUGACGGUGUGUGUGUACGCCGGUGACUGACCAGCGAGAGCGUUAUUUUUCCUCUCUUAAACGCCGACAAGGUGGAAAUUCAUAAAGGGAAACCUCUUCUGAUGCCAGUCACACAUGUAGGCACAGGAUUAAAGGAAGACCUAUCCUGGUCAUUGUUCAUCGCGGCUGGAUGGAGUCGCCUGUCUGAUCUGAAGGAAACCGUUACUACUUGAGGUUGGCAAAGCUGUUCUCUGUUGGCAGUGCUUUGUGUUUACAAGUGAUCCAGACACCCACAGUGAAAAACAGUUUUUUCUCGUCAAGGUCAGUUCCUGAGUUGGUCCCGUCCUGACUGAACUGAGUUCUCCUCUAGUAUGGUUGCAAUGAAGACUGCUUUUUAGAGACUUCAGCUGUGAAAGUUCACCAUUAACAUAUUUCUGUUCAUCAAGCUUCUUCAAGCAUCAAAUGUAUUAGUGAGACUCUCUCAUCACUUCAGUCAGUGGGCAUUAUGUUGACCCUAAUCUAAACCCAUUAGCAACCCAUCCCUACCUUUUCCUCCCAUCUCCCCUCCCCACACCCUUUCCCAUCUCCAUCAUGACCAGUCUGAAGCGUUCUCAGACAGAGCGCUCGGUUGGGGGCUCAGUGCCGGCUUCUGAUGAGUUUUAUACCCGCCGCCUGCGAUUGCCCAAUGGAGGGGCACCACCACCUCGCAGUGAGAGCGCCCACAUCUCCUCUUCCUCCACCACUGGCACCAACCCUGGCGUCCCCAAGAUGGGGGUUCGUGCUCGUGUGGCUGAUUGGCCCCCAAGGAAAGAUGGGGGAGGAGGGGGUGUUUGGCAUAUCACUGUGGAAACCGACUCCCCCAGCUCUACAAACACCACUAGCUCUUCAGGAUCAGGAAGUGGGGAUAGAGAAAGACUUGUAGGAGGGGGAGGAGGAGGUGGUGGAGGAGGAGGAGGAGGUGGUGGAGGAGGUGGUGGUGGAGGAGGAAGUGGAGGAGGAGGCGGCAGUGGAGGAGGAGGGGUGUCAGCCGUCACAGCCCACAGCAAUCUGUCAGCCAAGCUGGGCCACCUGAUAAGCCCCCAGGACUCAUCCAUGCUGCGCAACAUCCACAACACACUAAAGAGCAAGAUGCAUGGCAAGGGAAAGGACAAUCGCUUCCUGUCACCGGAUGGCUAUCUGGGCUCACCUCGCAAAGGCAUGAGGCGCAUCCGUCAACGCAGUAACAGUGAUAUAACUAUCAGUGAGCUGGAUGUGGACGGUAAUGAGGGCUGGUCAUUCUCCGGGUGGACACCCAUGCACCGUGAGUAUGGCAGCACCUCAUCCAUAGAUAAACAUGGUGUGUCAGGAGAGAGCUUCUUUGACAUGCUCAAGGGAUACCAGUCCUCUGAGGCCCCUGAUCAGCGAAGCCCAGCUCCAGACAAGCUAACCGAGCUACUUACCGUGGCCCCAACAAAACAGGCUGCCCUGGACUUGCCAGAUGGGCCGUUGGGUCCAGCUAGAGGUAGUCCUGCCAGCCGGCUGAAGGAAAGAGAGAAGCACUUGAAGAGGAGGUCAAAGUCGGAGACCGGUGGAGAGUCGAUAUUCCGUAAGCUGCGCAGCGUGAAGGUGGAGGGUGACUCCUCAAGGGCUGGCUCAGAUGCUGAAGAUGGGGGGAAAGGGGAUGAGAGUGGCCCACCUCCCAAACCCUGGGCAUGUCAAAAAGGCUUUGCCCAUUUUGAUGUCCAGUCUCUACUCUUUGACCUCAAUGAGGUAAUCCAUAGUCGGCAGUCUGGGUCCAAACGCAAGAACACCACUACCGGUGCCUCGGCUGCUGCUGCUGCCUCUGCUUCGGCCACAUCCUCCCUCUCCUCCAAUCAGAGUGGAGUGUACGGGUCACCCUGUGGCUCACAAGAGGAGCUGAGCAAGGAGGGGACAGGAGGAGGACACGGUACCAACCCGGUCUUGGACCCUGGUGAUGACAAGAGUAAUGACCUGGUGCUCAGCUGCCCUUGUUUCAGGAAUGAGAUUGGUGGAGAGCGAGAGAGGAACAUCUCUCCACCUAAACAGCAGGGCAGCAUAGGUAGUGGUGGUAGCUCAAGCAAUUCUUCUGGAAGUACAGAGGAAGGACCUUUGGAUGCCAUCCUCACUACUCAUUUUACUAAUGCUGGUGUGGCUGUGUUGGAGGCUGCCAAAGACGGGCCGAGCCAACAUGCUGACAGGUCCAAACGUUACAUUAUGGAACAUGUUGACCUCGGCACCUAUUACUACCGAAAGUACUUCUACCUCAGAGAACACUGGAACUACCUGGGGGUAGACGAGAACCUGGGCCCAGUGGCAGUGAGUUUGAGGAGGGAGAAGUUGGAUGAACACAAGGAGCAUGGCCAGCAAUACAACUUCAGGGUCAUCUUCAGAACGAGUGAGCUGAAUACCCUGAGGGGCUCCAUCCUGGAAGAUGCGGUACCUUCCACAUCCAAGCAUGGUCUAGCUCGAGGCCUGCCCCUCAAAGAGGUGCUGGAGUACCUGGUGCCUGAGCUCAACGCCCACUGCCUGCGCCUGGCGCUCAACACCCCUAAGGUCACUGAGCAGCUAAUGAAGCUGGAUGAGCAGGGGUUGAGUUUCCAGCGGAAGGUGGGGGUGAUGUACUGCAUGGCAGGCCAGAGCAGCGAGGAGGAGAUGUACAACAAUGAAUUGGCUGGUCCUGCUCUGGAGGAGUUCCUUCAUCUGCUGGGGGAGAGGGUUAGACUCAAAGGCUUCACCAAGUACCGGGCCCAGCUGGACACCAAGACUGACUCGACGGGCACCCACUCCAUGUACACCACUUACAAAGACUAUGAGAUCAUGUUUCAUGUGUCUACCAUGCUGCCAUACACACCCAACAAUAAGCAACAGUUACUCCGGAAGCGUCAUAUUGGGAAUGAUAUCGUCACGAUCGUGUUCCAGGAACCCGGAGCGCUCCCUUUCACCCCCAAAAAUAUUCGCUCACACUUCCAGCACGUCUUUGUUGUUGUGCGUGCUCACAACCCAUGCUCCGACAACAGCUCCUACAGUGUUGCUGUCACUCGGUCCAAAGACGUACCCUCCUUCGGCCCCCCUAUUCCAGAAGGCGUGGCUUUUCCCAAGUCCUCUGUGUUCCGGGACUUCCUGCUGGCCAAGGUCAUCAAUGCAGAAAAUGCUGCCCACAAGUCGCACAAGUUCCGUGCCAUGGCCACCCGAACGCGCCAGGAGUACCUGCGCGACCUGGCUGAGCGCCACACCACCAGCACACCCAUCGACCCCUCUGGGAAGUUCCCUUUCAUCUCACUGGCCCACAAGAAAAAAGAGAAGAGCAGGCCGUAUGAAGGGGCAGAGCUGCGCAGCCUGGGGGCGGUGACCUGGCUGGUCCACGUUGAGGAUCACGGGACCGGAGGGGAACUGGAGGCCCUCCUUUCUAUCUCCAAUGACUUUCUCAUCCUGUUGGACCAAGAGGCCAAGGCCGUGGUGUUUAACUGUGCCACUAAGGACGCGAUUGGCUGGACGCUGAGCAGCCCUGCGUCUUUGCGGAUUUUCUACGAGCGGGGAGAAAGUGUGUCUCUGAGGAGUAUCAGUAAUAAUACUGAGGAUUUCAAAGAGGUGGUCAAACGUCUAGAGUUCCUGACUAAAGGCUGUGAGACAUCCGAGAUGACGCUUCGUCGAAAUGGCCUGGGACAGCUGGGCUUCCACGUAAACUAUGAAGGCAUCGUGGCUGAGGUGGAGCCAUAUGGUUACGCCUGGCAGGCAGGACUGCGGCAAGGAAGCCGAUUGGUAGAAAUCUGCAAAGUUGCUGUAGCAACGCUGACCCAUGAGCAGAUGAUUGACCUCCUGCGGACCUCAGUGACCGUGCGUGUUGUUAUCAUCCCGCCACAUGAUGACGCCACCCCACGCAGAGGCUGCUCAGAGCUCUAUCGGAUGCCUGUGUCAGAAUACAAUAAGGGCGGCGGCAGCAGCAGCAGCGAUAGCGGCUCCUUCGAAUACAAGUUCCCCUUCCGCAGCAACAACAACAAGUGGCAGAGGACCUCCAGCAGCCCUCAGCAGUCACUGACCGCCUCGCCACAGCCCCACACACCCAACCGGGCCAUCAGUUUGGGUAGCUCAGUGGGGAAGACCCUGUCAGCUGAGAGGCUGGAGAGGGGCGCUGCCAUCCCACGCAGUGUCAGUAGUGAUGGCCGGCCCCUGGACACCAAGAGGAUGUCUCCGGGCAGUGAGAGCUAUAGCUUGGCCUCCUCCUUGGCAUUGGGUCGUUCCCCUCACAAUCGCAGCUCACCCAGCAACCUGUCUUGUUCCAGUGACGCCUCCGGAAGCUCUGCUCACUGGAGACAGAAGUCCAUGCCGGAGCAGUUUGCAGGCAGCCGCCACUCUCCGAUGUCUGGGGAGAGACGAGAGGUGGUUGGAGAGGGCGGGUCCAGUGGAAAGUCAACGCCCAAUUGGUCGAGAAUGGAGGAAGGAGGAGGAGCCGAACGAGGAUCAACAGAGGCCCCAGUCUCCAAGUCUGGUCAAGGCUACUCUGGAGCUCCCCGCAUCCAGAGGCAGGAGCAGGUCAUCCACCUCUCCCCGAAGAAGGGCAGCCAGUCGGAUGGCCCUUAUUCUGGGCACUCCAGCAGUAACACUCUAUCCAGCACAGCUUCCAGCGGGGGCCACAGUGACAGCGAUAAAUGGUACGAAAUGGGAGCGGGUGGAGGCUCCAGCGGUGACCAGGGGGAGCCAGAGCCCAACGGCUUGGGUGGAGGGGGCUACCUGCAGGGGGCUUCGGCCGACAGCGGCAUCGACACCAGCUCUUAUGGAGCUUCCCACCACACACACCCCCACUCUCAUCACGGCAGCACCACCUCCCUGCUGGCUCCCAGCGGAGGCCGGGAAAGCAGGGAGCGGUCAGUGUCCCCAUGGCACAGCCCCACUGAGGGAGGACGCAGGAUGCUGGAGAGGUCGCCAGCUGCAGCCGAGUCCCCGGGCCCUCCAGCAGAAAGGAGCCAGGACGGGACAGGCCGAACCCCACCUACCCAUCUCCUCGUUAGAGACAGCAGCACCUACAGUCUGAGUGAGACUGGAUCACACUCAAGUGCCAGGCACUCAGGCCACAGCUCCCCAAGAGACGAGUCCUCCUCUUCAACCACCUCGCCCUCGUCCCAGUCCUCACCGUCCCCUGGGCCCAAGAGCUUCUACCCCCGCCAAGGAGCUCAGUCCAAGUACCUGAUUGGUUGGAGGAAACCCGGUUCCACCAUUAAUUCUGUUGACUUCGGAGACACACGCAAGAAGUCUCCAGGAGAGAGUGGAGGGGAGGUUGUUCCAACCCCAGCAGCCAGGCCCUCUCUUCGGGAUAUGCACUCGCCUCAGCCUCAUGCUAAAUCUACUAUGGAGGAAGAUGUGAAGAGACACAGUGCCCCAGACAGCCCUCCACCACCACGCAGACAUAAGGAAAAGCACCACCAGAAAUCAGCACCAAGCCAGCCUCACAGCCACCGUCGCUCACUCCAUCGCACCCUGUCUGAUGAGAGUAUCUAUCGCGGCCAGCGCCUUCCUCCCCUGUGCGACUCAGUGGCUGACCCGGCACUCAGCAGUGAUGUUCUCUUCAGCUGCUCCACCCUCCCACGCUCACCCACCACCCGCGGUGUCCCCCUCCGACGGCCUUCCUAUAAGCUGGGAGUCAAACUCCACGGUGACCUUUCAGCAUCUGACACAUCAUUGGUGGAUUUGGUGGAGCGUCAUCGUGGACCCCUCCCUCAGGAGCUGAUGCCCCUCCCGUCUCAAGACAGGGACAGCCCCCUAGAGUGGACACACCUGGUGGAUGUGGCCAGUACAUUUGAGAGUGAAAGAAACACACACUAUGUCCAGAGAAGUUAUGUGUUCGGAGAUUCAAACCACCGAAACAGCGGCGCCUCCAGCCCCCAACAGGGCCACAUAGAGCUGCAGCCCGCUCCACUGUCACGGCCCUCAUCUAGUGAGGGUCACAGAGGGCUGGAGAGGAAGGUGACCAAGCUGGAGGCCAUGGUGAAGAUGCUCCAGGAGGACCUGAAGAAGGAGCGUGAAGAGAAGGUGAGACUUCAGGGUCAGAUCAAGAGGCUGUGGGAGGACAACCAGAGACUGCAGGAGGAGUCCCAGACCUCUGCCGCUAAGCUCAAGAAGUUCACAGAGUGGGUCUUCAACACCAUCGACAUGAACUGACUCCGGCUUGCACAUUUUAACUCGCUCUCUCGCACGCACGCACGCACACACACACACACACAUAUACACAAAUGCAUACAUCAGCACACACAGUCUGGACGCAGAGGGGGAAGACAUUGUGCACAAGAACAGUGGAGACUUGUUGUUGGACUCAAUUAGCCUGAUGCCGAACCCUCCGACCAGCUUCCAUUGGCUUCGAACGUGGGCGGGUAAUAUUGUCGACCAGCCUCAGUCUCCACAGACCCCACUGUUAAACCUCUCAGGAUGGGACACCAGAAAAAUGGAUGUUGUUCAUCAGAUUAUGAAGGACUGACCUCUACUCUCCAAUGGGACCACGAGAGCGUUGCUGAAUUGAUCUUUCUCUCAUCUCGCUGUGCCAAAAUUGUUUUUGCAAAAUUGCCAACAAAGAGGAAGCUCCCCCCUCCCCUCCCCCCCUCUUCUUUCUCAAGAGGUCAGCCAUGCUUUCUCAGUGGAUGUGCUUCUCUUUCUGGGGACAACCUAGAAUAGAUACCUUUUUUUUCCGUUUGUUUUUUUUUCCAAUUACUUUUUUUCUCAUGUUGCCCAGCUUCUCUUAAAAGGUGACUCGAGUCCUUUGUGCCAAACCAAACCCGCCAUAGCAGGGGGUAGCCGAGACAUCCAUGUGACUUAAAGUAAAAACGUCUCUGAAAAUGCCACGCAAAGUCAGACAGGUACACGACAAAUCUGCCAGCCCAUCCACUUACAAACAAACACAAACACAUACAGUAAUGAAUAUGAAGCCUCAAGACCACUGGACACAGGAGACGUUUUCAUUUCCUGUUCAUGUAAAUGGAAGGAACUUUAGUGUUUCCUCUCCUCAAAGCCGACGACAUGGAAGCAGGUCAGUCUGCCUCGGAACAGGAGGGAAACAUGGAUUUGUAAAGUGUUUUUUAAAUUUUUUUUUUUUUUCAGGAUUACAGGAUCCGGUGUGUCGCUACAGCACAAACCAACACCUGACAGAGGAGUAUAUUUAUAAGCCAUCAGCAAGUGGUGCCAUUUAAACAUAACUGAUAUCCAGAGUGCUUUGGUCCAUCCCAAUUGUAUGUGUCUUAAAAGCAAUAGGAAGAAGUCAGGACUCCUGUCUCUCUCUCAAAAAAAAGGGGGGGGAGAGUUUGCACUGAGAAGAAGUUCAAUUUGGGGAAAAGACGUUUUCAAAGUUGUUACACUUAAAAGACACCAGCCUCUGCUGCACAAGAGCCUCCCAUCUUCUUUCUUGGAAGCAGCGGACAUCAUGCUUCGAGGGAAAAAAAAAAGGGAAGAGAGGACUCCACUCGCCAUCCCACUGUCUGGAAUACAGAGAGCCAGCUGAUAAGGAAUGACAGACAUUUUUUUGGGAGGGAAAAGUAAGAGGGGGACUUUUUCUUCCCCCAGGUUAAUUUAUUUCCUUGUAUUAUAAUUCCAAUAAAUAAGUUGUUCUAUUCGUACAGUACAACUGACAUCAGUGUUUAGUUCCUCAAGAAAAAGAUCACUAGCUAUAUUAUUUAAAUGGCUUUCUUUCUUAACUACAGUAUAUGCUUUUUAUUCUGUAUUAUGUUGUAUUUUGUGGUGCCCAAGCCUGCUGUCAUGUUGCUUACAGUGCCCUCUAGUGAUGACCAGUGGAAAUGUCAUGAUUAUUAAAUGUGCUGCCAGUCACUCUGUAUUUUCCCCACGCCUCUUAAACAACCAGUCAGACAUCGACCGGGAGGCCACACAAGCACAGAUUAGGAAAAACAAUCAGAAGCCAGCUUUGAGAGACAAUCAAAGCUUGUGUGUGUGUGUGUGUGUGUGUGUGUGUGUGUGUGUGUGUGUGUGUGUGUGUGUGUGUGUGUGUGUGUGUGUGUGUGUGUGUGUGUGUGUGAACAUCUAUAGUUUUCCUCAGGUUCAGUAUUUGUUGAGAGCGUGAGGAUCUUUUUGAGAAAGUUAUACAUAAAAAACUAACUUAUUUGGUUAGAAUAAAAUGCCCAUGAUAAGAAGGAGCUACAGUACCUACUGUACCAGUGGCGGUGUUUGUAGUCAUUGUGUGAAUGUACAUCAGUCUAUCCAGUCGUGCCUAGAGUCACUUGUUUUGGUCAUUUACUCCCAGGCAGAGCAGGGACGUGCCUUUUGAAACAGCAUCUGGGGAACAGAUGAAAGGGAAAAGGCUCUUCUUCAUCCUGAAAAAUAAACACCUGGUCACACACACACACACACACACACACACACACCCACACACACACACACACACACACAGUCACCUUACUCAUUUAUUCUUUUAAUCAGUUUCAUACUCACAGUUGUAGACUCUGCCUCAUAAAUGUUUGUACAGGGAAUCUGCUGCGAGGCUUCAGCCUUUCUCUUGUUUCGCAUGAAUAUUUUUACUGAACACAAUCAGGCUGGCCAGCCUCCAGACACAGGACGAGAGUGUGUGUGAAGUGUAUUGGAAAUGUGUCGGUUUGUAUGUCUGUGCCUUUGCAUUCAGUUAAAUGCAGUGUAUUUUUCAGGGCAGCUGGCCCCUGUAAUUAGUUUGUAUUGGAAGAAAUGUUCCCGCUAAUCACAAAGCUACUUACAGCCCAAGCUGGAGCCACAAAGCUAUUUCCUAAGCCAGGUGUCCGCGUUGGGGUUAUUUCAGCUCGCUAACUUGAGCAUGUACAUUGAAACGGUUGUUCACAAAUGUAGUUUAAGCCUUAAUUCCUUCCCUGUCCUCUGCUAUCCUGCCAGCCUUCGAUGAAAAAAACACUCCCAGUUUUUGAAUCUCUUAAAGUAAAGUUGCGUCUUCAAUUGAUGCAAUUUAAAAACCCUGCAGCAUAUAGCGCAGAACGGCACCCGGUCCGAAUGUAGAGAGAAUAUAAACAAACGAGCCUAAAGAAAUGUGAUGUUUACUAUAACCGACAUUCAGCUCUGCAGUUUUGCAGGGAGAUGAGUGAACUCUUAACAAAAAAAGAUGUAGAAGGUUCUGUUUUAAGAAUCCCUUUUCAGUCUGCGAGGAUUGUAACAACACCACUGAACAGUCCCAAUUGCUCAAUUUGCUUUGCUUGGUGAUAUCAUUUGGUUGUUUUAACAGCUUAACAAGUUGUGAAAAGGAGUCUAGUAGUCAUCUCAUCCAAUAAUGUGAAAUCCUCAAAAUAUACACACCAUGUGAGUUCCGUAGGCAGAAAUGUUCCCGAUCCAGGAAGUUUUGACUGUAAAUUGUUUUGAGCACUACAGUAUGCCGAUGCUUAAAUGACUAGUAGGUAAUAUUUCGUAUUUUAUUGUACAUGGAAAGUGCUCUAGUUUUUGUAUUUCAAAUUAAGUAUGGCCAAAUGACAAACUGUGCAGUGCAGAUGUUUUGCUCUCAUCUUGAAUAAAAGUUGGAUGUUAGAUGCAGUUGUCCACUUUACACCUUAUACAAAGGCAUAAAGACACACGCACCAGUUACUCCAUUGUGAAUGUUGAGUUCAUUUACAGUGCAUUUAGUUGUUUUGUUUUUUUUUCUUUCCUCAGCUUUGUUUUUUUGGUGCUUUUCCGAGGGAUAUGAGAAAUGUAAAUGUUCAGAUGUUCAAAUGUUCCAUUUUGUAAUCUCUUUUUAUUUUUAAGAACCUUUGCACAAUGUUUUAUAAAAAGGAUUGUGUUGACAUGUUUUGGACAAGAAGGGUGAAUUGAUCCAUUCCUGUGCAAUCUCGUCGUUGAUGUUUCUCCGUAGAUUUCCUGCCAGUGCAGUUCCUGACAAACAGAGGAAAGUGCUCGACUUUAUUCACUUCAAAGAAUUUGAACCUUUUCGUCUCCUCAAGCAUCACUGAUCAGACAGGAGCAGCUGGAUGUUGUUUGUUCUGUAGGGAUGCUGGUUUUCAGUCAAGCACAACUUACGUGGUUGGAGAUUGCAGCAGGGGAGGAAGGUUUCACAAAGCUCAGAGUCCCAACUUAGAAUGCUGUGUCGUGAUCCGUUUUUUUUUCCUCCUGUUGGAAGAACAAACUGAACAGUAAAGCAAUCGGCUCCGACAGGAGAUCAAGCACACAAUUUUAAGAGGACCAUGUGUUUUACAGAGGGGGGGGGAAUACUGUUUACAUCCCGGAUCCAUUGUCUUUGUGAAAUGUAAAGGUAUGAAAAAGACAUUUGCAGUGAUCACAGUAUUAAAGUUUCUGAAAUAAAUAAAUGCCGUAUCGAUUU
Perca fluviatilis (European perch) is the source of this 10436-nucleotide messenger RNA. It is a transcript of the gene sipa1l1, whose product is annotated as signal-induced proliferation-associated 1 like 1. The record is from RefSeq and is a predicted model, not a curated record. Gene Ontology annotation, cellular component: cytoplasm. The transcript has 26 exons. Gene Ontology annotation, biological process: activation of GTPase activity; regulation of small GTPase mediated signal transduction. NCBI's taxonomy places the organism in Eukaryota, Metazoa, Chordata, Actinopteri, Perciformes, Percidae. Bases 755 to 6316 code for a protein of 1853 amino acids. Gene Ontology annotation, molecular function: GTPase activator activity; protein binding.